UUGUGUGUUCUCGUAACAAUAAAUGUGUUGAAUGUGAAAACAAUUACAUUUUUAAUAAUAACAAAAGUUGUGUUAAAACAUCACAAAAUAAUAAUUCAACAAAUUGCAUCUCAUUUAACAAAAAUGGGUGCGUUUCGUGUGCAGUCGGGUAUUACCUUUUAAAUGCUGAAUGUAAUUUAUGUUCAGAGAAUUGCACCAGUUGUGUAGAGAGUGACACGAAGUGUCUUUCAUGCAAGUCUGGAUUUUAUCAAGGUGAUAAUUACACUUGUUUAUCUAGCACAGACUUGUUGAAUAAAUGCAACAAAAUAUCAACAAUAACAAGUGGGUGUUAUCAAUGCAAAGACGGGUAUUACAGAGUUGGUCUGAAUUGCUAUGAGUGUCUUUUGAAUUGUUCAAUAUGCAACACAAAAGAAAAAUGUUUGACUUGCAAUUUGACAAAUUACAAGACACAAAGUGGUAAGUGUUUGCCACAAAACAGUGUCAUUGGCUGUGCUGUCGAAGUCACACAAAAUGGGUGUAACAGGUGUAUAGAUGGGUAUUACACAGUUAAUUACAAUGAAUGUGAAAGGUGUAAUGACAACUGCACAACAUGCACACAACCCGAAAAAUGUUCAUCCUGUGUUAAAAACAAAGUUUUAUUUGAAAGUGGACUUUGUCUUGAUAUUUCAUAUGUAUUACAGUGUAUUGAAAUUUCAAACUCAAAAUGCUCCAAAUGCACAUUCUGGCACUCACCUAAUGAUAACGGCACAUUUUGUGACAAGAAGGCUGUCUGGUGGGUACUGCUGAUUGUAGUGGUGUUUGCAAUUAUUGUGAUGGCAGUUGUGAUAACUCAAUUGUGUGUGUUGUGUAUUUUAUUGAGAAGAAAAUGCGACAAAAGAAGACCGAAAAGACAAGAACACUCUUUAGAAUGA
Entamoeba invadens IP1 is the source of this 911-nucleotide messenger RNA. RefSeq lists its product as hypothetical. The record is from RefSeq and is a predicted model, not a curated record. The annotation marks the transcript as partial. NCBI's taxonomy places the organism in Eukaryota, Evosea, Mastigamoebida, Endamoebidae. The transcript has a single exon.